This is a messenger RNA of Branchiostoma floridae (Florida lancelet), 1559 nucleotides long. RefSeq names its product arrestin domain-containing protein 3-like. NCBI's taxonomy places the organism in Eukaryota, Metazoa, Chordata, Leptocardii, Amphioxiformes, Branchiostomatidae. Gene Ontology annotation, cellular component: cytoplasm. Gene Ontology annotation, biological process: protein transport. The coding region runs from base 405 to 1544 and encodes 379 amino acids. The record is from RefSeq and is a predicted model, not a curated record. The transcript is spliced from 7 exons.
GGCACUAGACUAGAGUUGCUGAUGAGACAUGGCGAACUUUAAUACUACUGUCACCAGUGCGUGAGUCAGCGCCCUCCCUCUGACAUCUCAGAAGCGUGUAUGGUACCAAAAGUGAAGAGGGAGAGAGACAACCGCCCACAUAUUGGUGUGCUACAACUACAAGACCUUGAAAUUUAGCUGAAGGGCUGUGGUAAGGGGCACUAGUAUAGACUAGAGUUGCUAAUGAGACAUGGCAAAACAGCUGGCGUCACAAGAGGAUUGAGACAUCGCCCAAUUUAUUCCUCUGAUCUGAGUAACAUCCCAGAUCAAUCCCAGAACGACUGUUUGUGAAGUGGGUUCAUAGUGAGAGACAGCAGCUGGAAACCGUCGUCCACAGUGUGCUACAUCAUCUGUUGUUGUAAAAGAUGGGGAAAAUCAAACAGUUCACGAUCGCGUUCGAAGACGGGAAGGACGUGUUCGAGGCCGGGGAAUGUGUCAAAGGUCACGUAGUCGUCGAGCUGGCAGAGGAUGUGAAGAUGAGAGGUUUGUGGCUGUUGUUCCACGGUCAGAGCGAGGUGGAGUGGCGGGAGCAUGGAUCCGAUGACAGCUCCGUAACCUACAAGUCUGUAGAGACGUACUUCAAACAUGAGGUCACCCUGUUCGGCACAGCGCGGGAACAAAGCUCGCAGGGGGACGCUGCGGUGCUGCCCAUGGGUCGCCACGUCUUCCCGUUCCAGUACCAGCUCCCCGCGGAGGAACUGCCGUGCUCGUUCGAGGGGGAACACGGUUACGUUCGCUACAUCAUCACGGCCACCAUCGACAGACCAUGGAAGCUCUAUCGCACCAUGAAGACGUCAUUCACGGUUUUGGAAAAAGAGGACGAGAAUUCCAGGGAGGAUUUCAUUAGAACUCACCCCCCCGACCUGUGCCGAGCGACGACCACCCCCGGCUGCCUGUGCUGCGAGUCGGGGCCGGUAGAACUACAGGUCCAGCCGGACCGGACCAUCUACCGCCCGGGGGACGUCAUCGUCAUCAGGGGGACCGUCACCAACAACAGCAACGUUGACGUCACAAGUGUCGAGGCCAGGCUGGUGCAGAUCGCAACAUUUCAUGGAGAUCACGAAACGACCGCGGUGUUCUCGAGGAUUAAGACCAAGACAAAGGAGGCAAAAAAAGUUGUCCAGCAAGUCCAAAUCUGUGGCUGCAAGCGGGGCGAGUCCUUGACGUUUUCUGUGGACAAGGGCGCCGCUCUCCGGGUCCCCCCGAUCCCGCCGUCCGCGCUCCGGUUCUGCAGGAUCAUCGACCUCGAGUAUCGACUGGAUGUUGUUCCCUACCUGGAGGGCGCGUAUUCCUAUGAUCUGAAGACUCAGAUCCCCGUCAAGAUUGGCCCCUAUAGGCGCCACCCCCACAACAGCGCCCACCCCCCCUGUGCGGCUCCCCCUGCUGCUCCGGGCCCCCCUGUGUACACCAUCGGACCUGCAGUCAUCACCCAGCCGACAUCCGUGGUCCCCUCUGCACCUGACCUUGACCUUCGUGAGUACAACCUUGUAAUGGAUGGUCUCUAAUAUGAUUCCACCUUU